Molecule: messenger RNA, 990 nt
Organism: Humulus lupulus (European hop)
Lineage: Eukaryota; Viridiplantae; Streptophyta; Magnoliopsida; Rosales; Cannabaceae
Exons: 3
Coding region: 1-990 (329 amino acids)
Molecular function (GO): zinc ion binding
Source: RefSeq, a predicted model, not a curated record
AUGAUGGAACAAAAAAAUCCUGGAACUGUUACUCAUUUGCAGAUGGACAAUGAAGAUGGAACCUUCUUGACUACUCGGUGUGGAGGUACUUUGUUAUGUGCCAUGGGACAAGAUGCUAACAAGCAAAUAUAUCCAAUUGAAUUUUCAGUAGUUGACUCAGAGAAUAAUGACUCAUGGUUGUAUUUUCUACUGAGGUUGAAGGAAGCGAUUGGUGAAGUGGAGAAUCUAGUAUUCGUGUCUGAUAGACAUACUAGUAUAGCAAGUGCCUUGACUAAAAAUUUUCCUGAGGCACACCAUGGUGCUUGUAUACAUCAUGUUAGCAUGAAUAUCCGUGCGAAGUUCAAAAUUGACCAUUGUCAUGAAGAAUUCUUCCUUGCAGCGAAAGCUUAUAAAAAGCGAGAGUUUUUACGCCAUUUUGAGAAGAUUAAAUUCAAAGAUCUUGCAAUUGCUCAAUACUUAGAGAAUCAAGUGGGUUUUGAAAAAUGGGCUCGUUCUUUCUUUCCUGGUCAUCGAUAUAAUUUAAUGACUACAGGUAUUGCCGAAAGCUGGAACAAUGUCAUUGCUGAGGCACGUGGGUGGCCAAUUACUUAUCUCAUGGAAUUUAUGAGGCACACUUUACAAAAAUGUCAGUAUGAAAUAACAAUAUUGGAUGGUGAUCUUGAUGGAGAUGUCGACCUGAGGAGGAAAACAUGUAGUUGUAGAAGAUUUGAUUUGACAGGUCUUCCUUGUGAACACGCUCUAGCUGGUGCUCGAGAUCGUGUCAUUAGUCCAUAUAGUUUAUGCUCCAUAUUCUACACAGUUGAAGCGUGGUUGUCAUCCUAUGGUGGAUCUGUAUAUACACUGGGUAAUGAAGAAUCUUGGGUGAUACCAAAUGACAUAGGAAGUAUGAUGAUAGCUCCUCCUUUAGUGAAGCAGAAGGCUGGUCGUCCAAAGAAGAAACGACGUUUAUCAAAGGGUGAGAAGAAUAGCAAACAACAUAGAUGUAGUUGA